Phlebotomus papatasi is the source of this 1065-nucleotide messenger RNA. RefSeq lists its product as uncharacterized. The coding region runs from base 1 to 1065 and encodes 354 amino acids. The record is from RefSeq and is a predicted model, not a curated record. The transcript has a single exon. NCBI's taxonomy places the organism in Eukaryota, Metazoa, Arthropoda, Insecta, Diptera, Psychodidae.
AUGAAGGAAAUGAUGGGGCAUCACAAGACAGACAUGGAGGUUGUUGCCAGAUCGAUUUCCGGAAAGGCUGCAGAGUCAAACGUGGAACUUCCCCCACUAAAAAUUCCACCAUUUUCAGGGGAUUUUUCGGAAUGGCAGCAGUUUUAUGAAUUCUUUAGAAUAACGAUUCAUGAGAAGGACAACCUCAAACCCAUUCAGAAAUUCCAAUACCUGAGGGGAGCUCUGUCCGUUGAGGCCAAAGCACGAAUAAAGCAUUUUGCCAUGACAGAAGCAAAUUACCAAGAGGCUUGGGAAAUGCUUGUCAACCGCUACAACAAACCCAGGAACAUCAUCUUCGACCACAUUAAGAGAUUCAUAACUCAAGCCAAGAAGACUGCUGUUAACCCAUCAGGCCUCCGGGAAUCAUUCAACACAUUUGAAGAGGUUAUCAGAGGAAUGGAUGCCCUCAAAAACACAACCAGAGAUCCAUGGCUAAUCUACAUUGCACUAGAAGCUCUCGAUCAGGAAAGCAAGAAUCUCUGGUCUCGCACUCCUCUACAAGGUGCUGUUCAAACUUGGGAUGAAUUCAUGCAGUUUCUCGAGGACAGGUGCGAUUCUUGGGCAUCAUGUUGGGAGAAAAAGUCAGAUAGUAAGCCUGCAUUGCCCAUCCCAGCACCCAAAGCUGUUUCAGCACAGAAGUCAAAGACACAACCCCAACAAACAAACUCAUUUGUGACUACAGUCGACAAUGUGAGGAAAUGUCGCAUAUGUUCCACUGGAAAUCAUGUCGAAUUCCAGUGCUCAAAGCUUUUGGAGGCUUCACCAGCAGAAAGAUUGGAGCUUGUAAAGACUAGCAAGCUGUGUUUCAAUUGUCUACGCGCAUCCCAUUCAGUUCAAAGCUGCCGUUCGAGCACUUGCAGGAUCUGCUAUGCUCGUCAUAACACGCUUUUGCAUGAGUCAUUCAACAAGGCGAAUACUCCACAAACAGAUGAAAAGUCUGAAUCACAAAAAUCGUCAGCAGGGGAAAAAUCAGCCCCAACCCCAAGUAAUACUCUGGUGAAUCACGUGACACUUCACGCUCAGUGA